Molecule: messenger RNA, 2526 nt
Organism: Marasmius oreades (fairy-ring Marasmius)
Lineage: Eukaryota; Fungi; Basidiomycota; Agaricomycetes; Agaricales; Marasmiaceae
Exons: 6
Coding region: 1-2526 (841 amino acids)
Biological process (GO): protein phosphorylation
Molecular function (GO): protein serine/threonine kinase activity; ATP binding
Source: RefSeq, a predicted model, not a curated record
AUGUUUGACUCGUUAGCAACUCCUAGACCCCUCGGCCAUGGAUCCGCAGAACGUAAUCCGUUCGACGUCCCUAAUAGUCCGCACAGCCCCAGCCCUGGCCCAUCUAGCCCCCAUCCGUUACUAACACCGACCAGGAUCCCUUCAAGUUCUCCCUUUUUCCCCCCAGCGCCUUCGUCUGGUCCCGUGGAUUUGACUCCUAGUUCAAAUACCCAACAAACACAGGCAACACCAUCAUUUGCAAACUCUAUUCCUACCACGAGCUUAACCCUUCAUGCUCCUGAUUUUACAAUGUCUCUACCCCCUCCUCCAAAGCUUGCAAACAAAUCCCCAGCGUCACAGGCAUCGCCCUCCCGGUCUCUAAGAUCCCAGUCCAAUUCAAUGUCAAUACCCAAACCAUGUUCAGCCUCUUCUUCCGGAUCUUCAACUCCCGUUUCUAAAGGCCACAUUCAUGUCAAACUCAUUCAAGCUCGCGGUCUUUCCGUUAGAACUCCAACAUCUCGUCCAUAUGUCGUCGUUCAAUUCGAACAGAACGAGUUCAUCAGUAGAGAUCCCACAGACGAGUCCGAUAGGGAGGUCAAAGGCACUGCUACCAUCACUAGACAUAAAUCAACCAACUCUAUAUCAAGCGCAAUGAAUGCUUUGGGUGCUAUACACGAUGCCAAUCUCAAGGCCUCUGCUAAAGUAAACGGCAAUUCAAAUAACACCUCUCCUUCAUCCUCCUUUGGUUCGCACAAGAACAGCGGGAGUAGCGGGGGGACUGGAGGUGGCCUAUUCAGUAGACUAUCAGUGCAUAAUCCAGUUUGGAAGCAUGAGGUCUCAUUCGAUGUAACCAAUGAAGAUUCAGUCAUUACCUUCAACGUUUACGACCGUUCAGCAUCGGAUCCAGGCUUUUUGGGUAUGCUCAACAUAAAGCCUGUUCUCGUGCACGAACACACCGUCGACCAGUGGUACAAACUUCGACCCUACGAGAACGAGGUCGUAACAGGUGAAAUACGGGUGCAAAUUACUUAUGAACAAUACAAAACCAAACGAGCUCUAACACCCCGCGAUUUUGAAUUCCUCAAGCUUAUCGGCCGAGGAACCUUCGGUAAAGUUUUCCAAGUCCGGAAAAAGGACACAAAACGCAUUUAUGCCAUGAAAGUCCUGUCCAAAAGGGAAAUUAUAGCAAAGAAAGAGGUAGCUCAUACCAUCGGCGAACGAAAGAUUCUUCACACGGCUCUGGAUUCACCAUUCUUGGUUGGCUUGAAGUUCAGUUUCCAGACGGAGAAGGAUUUGUAUCUGGUCACGGAUUUCAAGAGCGGCGGUGAACUGUUCUGGCAUUUGCAAAGGGAGACCAAGUUUACGGAGGAGAGAGCGAGGUUCUACGUCGCAGAGUUGGUGUUGGCGCUCGGACAUUUGCACAAAUACGACAUUGUAUAUCGGGACUUGAAACCCGAGAACAUUCUCCUCGACGCAACAGGACACGUUGCCUUGUGUGAUUUCGGUUUGUCGAAGGCAGACUUGCGAGCUGACGAAUUGACGACAACGUUCUGCGGAACAACUGAGUAUCUCGCGCCAGAGAUACUCCUAGACGAGCAUGGUUACUCCAAAAUUGUUGAUUUUUGGAGUUUGGGUGUGCUUCUGUUCGAGAUGUGUUGUGGGUGGAGCCCGUUCUACGCGGAGGAUACCCAACAGAUGUACAGGAACAUCUGUUUCGGUAAGAUUAGGUUCCCGAAAGGUGUUAUUAAUGAGGAUGGUAAGCAAUUUGUCAAAGGGCUCCUCAACCGGAACCCGAAACACCGGCUAGGCGCCAACCGUGACGCCGCAGAGCUCCAAGAGCAUCCCUUCUUCAAAACCAUAGACUGGCACCUUCUCUCACUCAAACAAGUUACACCACCCUUCAAACCAGCAGUCGAGUCGGACGAAUCCACGGCCAACUUUGAUCCAGAAUUCACGAGUGCUGACAUUUCUGAUAUCGUAGAUCUUGGUGACGACGAUGACGAGGAGUGGGAUGAUGAAGAUCCAUCGGAGGAUUGGGUCAGUGCGAGUUUGAGUUCUUCAUUACAUCUCGGGAACGGGCCGCUAGGAAGUGAGAAGACGACACCUCCACCUACGCCAUUUUCGCCUUUCACGAGUUUGAAUGGGAACGGGAACGGGAACGGGAAACUGAGUCGGAACCCGUCGUCCUCGUCUCGUAAGCAUGGGGAAGGCAUCACAAUCAAGGGAGCGAUCGAGAAAGUAAAUGGGGGGAGGAAGAAGAAGAGAAGUAGGGAAGAUGGGGGUAGCCCAUUGACGAGUUCUGUGCAGGAGAACUUUAGAGGGUUCACGUAUUCUGGAGAGUCGGUGACGAAUCACGCGGAUGCAUUUAUGCAUAUAAGAAAAGGGAGGAAUACGACGGCUGAUGACGAGGAUGAUAUGGACGGGAGGUCUGCUGCGGAUCCCAAUACGGAGGACGAGUUUGAAGACUUCGGGAAGAGUGCAGGGAGGUAUGCGCAUGCGAGGAGAAAGGGACUGGGGUUCACGGAUAUGGACGAUGAUAUGAACUGA